CGGCAAAACGCAAAGAGAAAGAAAAGGGGGGAAAAAAGAAGCGGCACUCGGCUUUGCCAGCGCUCGUAUGCGCUCGUCCAACAUUGAUUCGACUCUCCCUGCCCCCCCCCCCCCCCUGUGUGUGUAUGUGAGUCUUGCACCAGGCCCAGGGAUCAGAACAGACACCACUUCCAAUGACUUCUUGCCAAGGAUUUUUCCCAAGGUUUUUUUUUUUUUUUUUUUUUUGGGAGGGGGGGAGCACCACGGAUUGUUGAAUUUUUAAGUGCAUCAUCUCUGCCUUUUUUUUUUUUAAUCCCCACGGUGCAUUACUGUUAAUAAUUUUUUUUUUUCUAUUUUGCUGGACACUUUUUUUUCAUUCUGCGCUUUUUGCCGAAUGACCUCCUGGCCAAGUUCCUCUUCCAGUGAAACUUUUUUCCUCUCCUUGAUUUUGUUUUUUCUUAAAAAAAAAAAAAUCCAAGCCGCUUCUUUGAGUGAGCAGUUUAUUCUGCUCAUUAUUUUUGACAUUCCCUUUUUUUUUUUUUUUUUUUUUUUCUCUUGCCGUUAAUUGUCCACUCUUUGCCAAAGCAGCACUUGCUUUACAUUGGGGAGACCGCAGGAGGGAAAAUUUUUUUUUUUUCCCUCCACUUUUAACGCCGUGCCAAAUUUACGAUGCGAGUGCAAAAUGGAUGAAUUUCAUCCCUUCAUCGAGGCCCUCCUCCCCCACGUGCGCGCCUUCUCCUACACCUGGUUCAACCUGCAGGCCCGCAAGCGCAAGUACUUCAAGAAGCACGAGAAGAGGAUGACCAAGGACGAGGAGCGCGCGGUGAAGGACGAGCUGCUGGGAGAGAAGCCCGAGAUCAAGCAGAAGUGGGCCUCGCGCCUGCUGGCCAAACUCCGCAAGGACAUCCGGCCCGAGUUCCGCGAGGACUUUGUGCUCACCAUCACCGGGAAGAAGGCGCCGUGCUGCGUGCUGUCCAAUCCCGACCAGAAAGGAAAGAUCCGCCGCAUCGACUGCCUGCGCCAGGCCGACAAGGUGUGGCGCCUGGACCUGGUCAUGGUGAUCCUGUUCAAGGGCAGCCCGCUGGAGAGCACCGACGGCGAGCGGCUGGUCAAGUCGCCCCAGUGCUCCAACCACGGCUUGUGCGUCCAGCCGCACCACAUCGGAGUGACCGUCAAAGAGCUGGACCUCUACCUGGCCUACUUUGUACACACGCCAGAACAAUCGGGGCAAUCGGACAACUCAAACCAGCAAGGAGAGACGGACGUCAAGCCCCCGCCAAAUGGCCACUUGAGUUUCCAGGACUGCUUUGUGACUUCAGGGGUGUGGAACGUAGCCGAGCUGGUCCGCGUGUCACAGACGCCCGUCGCCACGGCGACCGGCCCGAGCUUCUCUCUGGCCGACUUGGACAGUCCCGGAUACUACAACAUCAACCAGGUCACCCUGGGACGGCGCUCCAUCACCUCCACUCCGUCCACCAGGACCGAAAUGGAGCUUUACGCAAGUCUCCCACGGAGCUCCAACAAGCGCAAGUCCAUCGACGACAGUGAGAUGGAGAGCCCGGUGGACGACGUCUUCUACUCGGGACGUUCGCCGGCGGCCGGCAGCAGCUCGCAAUCCGGCGGUUGGCCCAACGACGUGGAUGCAGUGCAGCACCAUUUGGCCAGUGUGCAGGAGAGGAAGAUUAAGCAUGAGAGCGAUGGAGUGCAGUUUCCUUACCAUGGACUGUCAUCGCCUGGUUCUCUUAAGAAGCCGGGGAAAUUCGAUUUCAGCGCCCUGUCCUCCCAGACGAGGUCCCCCCGCAUGGCGUUCACCCACCACCCACUGCCAAUGCUGGCGGGAGUGAGACCAGGGAGCCCCCGCGCGUCCGCCUCGGCCCUGCACUUCCCGUCUCCCUCCAUCAUCCAGCAGUCGAGCCCCUACUUCACCCACCCGACCAUCCGCUAUCACCACCACCCCGGACAGGAUCCCUUGAAGGAGUUUGUGCAGUUUGUCUGCGCCGACGGCCCGGGGCAGGCCGGCGGACAGCCAAACGGGAGCGGCCAGAGCAAAAUGCCAGGCUCCUUCUUGCUGCCUCCACCUCCCCCAGUGGCCCGCCCAGUGCCCCUCCCUAUGCCCGACUCUAAACCCAACAGCACGCCCCCUGACGGCGGACUCUCAUCGCCCGCAUCUCCGUCAUACUCCGCGCCAGGCGCCGCAGCUCCCAACAGGUUUGUCGGCAUCGGAUCACGGGACAACAACUUUCUGAACAUCCCGCAGCAGACGCAGUCUUGGUUCCUCUGACAAGAUCUGUGUGAAAACCAGCAACUCCAAAUCUUUCUUUACAAUCGGAAACAGAUAAUCGUCCUCCAAUCAACACGGCGACCAGGCCACGACAUCGCAUCGCACUCACAAAGGCAAAAACCCGACGAAGCACCGCAGGAAAAUUGCGCAGCAUUUGGAGGAACUCUGGGCUCAUCGUAUUCAUUGGGGAGGAAGGAGCCGUAGGAGGCGACGACGCGGACGAGAGGACGGCGAUGGCGGCAAAGCGGCCAGCCCGCGAAAAGAAAGCCAAGCGGCCACGCGGGAGGAUGAAAAUGACGCCGAGUUCUUCGCAAGGACGCCGUGGCCUCAAAAGUAAAACCAACACCUCAACAAAAGCCGCCGUGAAUUGAAAAAAAAAACUGCAUUUCAUAGUCCACCCGAAAGCGGUCACGUCACGUUUGACCGCCGUGUCUCUCUCGGAAUGACUCUCGAAAUAGGAAAAAAAAAAACCGCCCCCUUCCACCCUCCUACUAACUAAAAAAAACGAUGCCAAAAUAAUAGCUUGAAGGCUUUGCACCUCCAGGCUGAAUCGAUUAACGCCAAUUCUAUCGAUGUGCACUACAAGGUCAACGCGACAGUCCGAUUCCGACUCUUCUUGUCGGAGAAACAAAACAAGGCACUAGAAAGCCGACACAUCGCUAACUCGUUUGUCCCGUCUGGACCCCCCCCCCCAAAAAAAAAUAUGGGUGUUUGUCUCCAUUUCAAAAGGCACGGCGUCCUCUUUCUCGGGAGUUGCGAUGCAUCGUUACAAAGCCAGUCCGGCGAACCGUCGCGAGCCAAUCGAUAAGCAGCUAUCGAUCGCCCGCCCUCCCUUUUUGGCCCUCUUGUCAAGCGGGCGAUUGCUUUCGGUAUCUCGUGCAUGUUCUUUUUCUUUGAAUUCCUUUUUGGGGAUUUGUACUAUUUUGUCAUUGUUUUUUGUAUUUGAAUGACAGCACCUUAUCAAGAAACGCCGUCGGACAUUUUAGCCAGGUGGUUCCAGCCGAGCCCACGGUCAGGAUUUGAAAACAAUACAAACCUUUCGGGGGGACUUUUGCUUUCUUCCCCAAGAGUUCUCGAAGAACCUUGAGCCCAUUCGUGUACUUUUAGGAGCAAAAAUGCCGACAAGCACCCGCGUAGCCGGAUCCGUUCCAUGGCGUGGUGAAGCGGCUCGGGAAUUGAACGAGAAUUGACGCCGGCUUUUGUCACCUUGACAAUUACCCGGGGGAGAGCUUGCGUUCCAGAUUCACAGAUUUUGUGGACCCCCUCCUUAUUGUUCUGGCGUCAAAAUGAGGACUCUUAAGGACCAUUGACAAAGCUUCUUUCGAUCGACCGGGAGAGACAUUUUGGAAGCAUUCAUCCACGAUGCUCAUCUCCCCAUUUCCAAAAUUAAGGGGUCAUCUUCAUUUUUAUUUUCCCCUUCGCAAUUCCAAUCUCAAAAUGUGUGAAAACGUAAACAUCCUUUUAUUAUUAUAAUUUUUUUUUUGUUCGCCCCCAAUUAAGGUGUACGAACCCUGCAAACGUUCAUGCCGGCAACCGCACCGUUUCCAACGGAGAAGGUUGUGACAAUCAAAAGAAAACAUAUCUGGAACUUGUUUGGUCGACAAAAGCGGUUUUACCCUUUUUGAGGACCACGUUAGGCCCCGCCCGGUGGCGGCGAUCCUCUCGAAUGGCGACGUGUCGGAGUAAGAGAAAUGGAAGAGAGAAGGGAAAGGUUGCUGAAACUGGGAAUGUUGCUCUUUUUCGCUCUCCCGAAAACGUUUACCUUGUUGUUUACACUCCCAGACGGGCCGCCGCUCCAAGAGCGGAGCGAACCACACUGCGGAGCAAAAAAAUGAAUAUGUGACAUAUCGUUCUGUUUUCAGUCGCAAUGUGCCCACUUUAUUUUUUUUUUCCUUCUUCUUCUUUUUUAAAGCUGAUUUUUUUUUUUUUUUUGCACAGGAUUAGUCUUUCGUUUAAGGAGGUGUGGGCGCCGCUAAUGUCAACCCCUGUAUAUUGUGAAUUGAUAAGCCCUUAUUGAUUAAACAAAAAAAAUGCACUAAUGCAAUCACACGCCAGCCAAACUUUUCUAUCGAUUAAAAAGCAGCGUUCACGUGCGUCUUAAAUGCUAACACACCCGCACGCGCGCGCGCUGCCCACGUCAACUCUAAAAGGGAAGUCUUAAAAUGUCGACAAUCUGAUGAGGCCUUGAUGAUUAGUCUCAGACGGCCGUCGGAAAAGUUCCAUUGAAAGCCCCCCCCAUCCCCCCCGACCUCACAAAAUAACUGGACUGCCCCGGCCACGUUCCUUCCUCACUGCGGAGUAACUCGAUAGUUGGCCAAGCAUCUCAUAGCGAGUGAGUUGUGACGACUUGACGGUGGCUUCUGUCAUUUCUUUUCUAAUCUAAAGGAAGUGCCUCUGUAUUCCCAUUAUGCAAUUUGUCAAAACAUGAAUUCAGGUUCUUUUUUUCAUAUAUAAGCUAUAGUGAAUGGUAGGAAAAAAUUAUGGCAGGAGAAAGGGAGAGAACAGUUCACUAGACAAUCGCAAGCAUCUUUAUAUAUAAUACACACACAUACACAUAUAUAUAUAUAUAUUUAUAGAUAACUACUUUUGUUUUGAUUUGCAAUAUAAGCUCAGUGGCAGUCUAGUUAUUUUUUGAAGCAUGGCAGUGGUAGGUUGCAUGUCGGCAACGGCUGAUCGGAGCGAAGUAGCAGCCUCUCGAUUGCACAAACCGGCAGGUUAGACAUUAUGAUAAUAAGAAAAAAUGAUCUUGAUGAAUUUAAAACAAAAAAAAAACUCUUUUGUGAGUUUUUUCAGCUUACAUUGAGUUGUUUUCGUUGUCGUUUUGAUGGGGAAGCAUUGUUGUUGAAACUCAAUGAUGCGCGUCGAUUGAGCCAUGUGCAAUGCCUUGGGAGAGGAUUUGUGUGUUUGUUUGCGAUUGUUUGAGGGUGUUGCGAGAGGGACAAAUCUCUCUUUUGUUUCUGUUUAUGGCUUAUUUGUGUUUCAAGUCCGUAUGCUCUGGGACUCUAAAUAUCAGAGCGGAGGAAAAAAAAAAAAUCCAACUCUUUGUAAGUAAGGGGGGAAUUGUUUUUAUAAUCUUCUUUUUGUGCUCAUUUUUUUUUUUUUUAAAGAAAAACUUCAUUUGUUUUGAACAUGCGGGAGGGCUGAAGGAACAUCUUUGCAACUCAGAAACUGGUGCUUUCUCACGUCGAGUGUUCUAGCCAUACCCAAAAGAAACUAGUGGAAAGGAUGAAUUGGAAUUCUCGGCACGCUUUGUUAUUUUUUUUUUUCGGUGUGGCCCGAAGAGACUUUUGUGCUUUCCGAUUGGCCUCCAUCAAUCAUACGACACGCAAAAUUUAAUCGUAAACGGUCAUUUUAGGAAACGUGUGUUACUUGUCUUUUUGUAUUUACAGGUGGGCAUUGUUAAGGGGGUGGGCGGGUGGGGGGGGGGGGUUGUUGGAACAAAAGGCAUUUUUCCCCUCAUGAACUUUUGGCGCCAUAUGGAUUGUAUCAUCUCAUCUCAAAUAUGGGACAAAGAGCAGCUCUUACCCAUUUAGGGGAUGAACAAAAAGACCAUGAAUGAUGAUUUUUUUUUGUCUGGCAAGAAUUUUGUUGGACUCUGUGUAAAAAAAAGAAAAAGAAAAAAUAAUGUCGGAAAAUUUGCAUUUGCUACGAGUGGUGCUGUCACCCAUUCAAGUGAACCCCGCCCCUUCUCGCCCGUCACCCACUUGUAAAUGAAUAUAAAUAUUUGUUUGGUGAAGUAGUGUCCUAGAGUCAGAGCAUCUUCAAGGUUGUCCCGAAAAAAAAGUGCCUUUUGUUCACAGAUCUCAUAUACUCCUAAAAUCCCGUCUCGAAAGGAAAAAAAAGACAACAACAAAAAAAAGUCCCCUCCUUCAUCUUUCUAUAUCCACUUGUUUCUCUUCUUCUCCUUUUUAAAGCAGUAUACAUUGUACUAAAGGCAAUUGGUGUGAUUUAGUUCCUGUUUUUAUUGUUGAAUAAUUAAAAAAAAGGCAGAAAAAUGCGGAAAAAAACUGACAAAAAAAAAAAAGCUUCUCUUUCCUCUGUAUCUUGUCUUCUGUCUAUCUUGGACACUGGAGUAGUCAGUAGCUGCCCCUCACUCAUCCUUUUUCCGUUUUUCACUUUUCUCUGAAUGUUGGCGUUUUUAAAAAAAAAAAAACCACCAGAUUUUAUUUUAUUUUAUUUUAUUUUUUUUUUUUUUUGUCUGAGCAGAAUGCAGUUAGCUCACAUGUUAUUCUUAUCUGUACGCUUCACAUUGUAUUACCAUACCCAUCUUCUUCGGCUUCUCCAUUCAACCGCUAAUGUAAGUGAACAAGUUACACCAGUGGGCUCUGGGCUGAGUUGAGGAUGGAGGUGGGCUGUCAUGGGUCGGAGUGGGGGGGGGGGGGGGGGGGUUAGAGAGGCAACAAGCAAUCAUAUUUGGGUUUAAAUGAGGGCGAUGUGCUGUAGAACUGCUUGUAAAGGCAGAUUAUUCCUUAUUUGUGUUUAUUGACAUCCCCCCCACCCUCCCCCCCCCCCCGCCCCAUUGCAGCUGCUUUUCCUUGCCAGCACUAAAACGCUGCACUCAAUUUUGCACCUUUCAAGUGGUUGAACGAAAACCACUUUAAAAUUUUAAAAUUAAAAGAUGAAAGGAAAAAAAAAAGCCCCCUUUUUUAAAUCGCACCUUAUAAGCAGACCGUUACCAUGGCAUUGAGGCUGAAAGGGUCAUUUUAAGCACAAUCGAAAGAGAGACAAAAAAAAAAAAUGUGUCAGACACACCGCCUUGCAAUAUGGAGUCUCGAAAUUAGCAGUGUGUUUGCAAACUGAUAGAGACCAAAGUGGUGUGUACAAGCGGAAGAAAAAGCACCUUUAAAACAUACCAGCGGCAGCAGUAUUAUCAAGCACCACGGUUGAGAAGCCAUAUUGGAGAGGCGCACAGGUUGUCCAGGUCAGCGGGGUUGAGGGAGGGGCCGCAUCCAGACACCCACCACCACCUCAGCCACUAGGCGUGCUUCUUCCCCUCCUCUACCCUUCAAAGCAGUAAUCCAUCCUCAGACACACUUCCAUGAGCCCCUGGUGAAAUGCAUGUGUUAAAGUUUCUUUUCCAUAAUAAUAAUGAGAAAAAAAACAGUUUGAAAAGAGCAACACUUGAUUAAAUAAAAGGAUGUUCUUAACUGUA
Hippocampus zosterae (dwarf seahorse) is the source of this 7412-nucleotide messenger RNA. It is a transcript of the gene nfixb, whose product is annotated as nuclear factor I/Xb. The record is from RefSeq and is a predicted model, not a curated record. NCBI's taxonomy places the organism in Eukaryota, Metazoa, Chordata, Actinopteri, Syngnathiformes, Syngnathidae. Bases 662 to 2260 code for a protein of 532 amino acids. The transcript has 14 exons. Gene Ontology annotation, biological process: regulation of transcription by RNA polymerase II. Gene Ontology annotation, molecular function: RNA polymerase II cis-regulatory region sequence-specific DNA binding; DNA-binding transcription factor activity, RNA polymerase II-specific. Gene Ontology annotation, cellular component: nucleus.